Molecule: messenger RNA, 648 nt
Organism: Cadophora gregata
Lineage: Eukaryota; Fungi; Ascomycota; Leotiomycetes; Helotiales; Ploettnerulaceae
Gene: RPC25
Product: DNA-directed RNA polymerase III subunit rpc25
Exons: 6
Coding region: 1-648 (215 amino acids)
Biological process (GO): DNA-templated transcription; transcription initiation at RNA polymerase III promoter
Cellular component (GO): RNA polymerase III complex
Source: RefSeq, a predicted model, not a curated record
AUGUUUAUUCUCACCAAAAUCGCGGAUCUUGUCCAGAUCGUACCAGAAGAUUUCAACAAGGACGCAGCACAAGCUAUCGAGGAUAACAUCAAUGCUAAAUAUGCCAACAAGGUCAUUCAAAAGAUCGGGCUCUGCAUCUGUCUUUAUGAUCUCUUGUCUUCGUCUGAAGGUUUGAUUGGUCAUGGUACCGGUCUUGUCAACGUCAAUGUCGAGUUCCGCCUCAUAGUCUUCCGGCCUUUCAAGCACGAAGUAAUAGUUGGUCGUAUAAGCAGCGCCAACACGGAUGGUAUCAGAGUACGCCUUCCUUUCUUCGACGAGAUCUUCGUCCCCAGGCAAUCUCUUCCAGAAGGCUCCGAAUUUAGCGGCGAACAGAUCUACGAAUGGCGCACCGAAGACAACACUCUCUUCUUCGACACUCACGAGACCGUACGUCUCCGUAUCCAAGACGAGGUCUGGAAAGAUCAGAAUCCCGUUGGCCCUAGAGAAAAAGAAGAACCAUCCAAUAGCCUCACAAUCCCUGUUGGUAGUGGCAAGACCAAGAACAGUCCGUACUCGCUGAUUGGAAGCAUGGAUGAUGCAGGAAUGGGACCUAUCAUCUGGUGGGAUGGCGAAGAAGCUGAGGAGGAGGAAGAAGCUGUUGCGGAGUGA